This is a messenger RNA of Aspergillus sclerotioniger CBS 115572, 2620 nucleotides long. RefSeq names its product type I 3-dehydroquinate dehydratase. The coding region runs from base 457 to 2529 and encodes 690 amino acids. The transcript has a single exon. Lineage: Eukaryota; Fungi; Ascomycota; Eurotiomycetes; Eurotiales; Aspergillaceae. Gene Ontology annotation, molecular function: 3-dehydroquinate dehydratase activity. The record is from RefSeq and is a predicted model, not a curated record.
CCUCUCGCGCCCUCUCCUUAUCGGCUUAUCCUCCUCGUCUAGCCCGAGCAGAUGUCGUUCCUUUUCUCGAGGCCCUCUCUUUGUCCUCUAGUCCCCUCCUCCACGCUGACUUGAUCACUGUUCGUCGGCUGUAAGCCCCCCCCCCUAAUCUCCUGCUCAUUGUCUCCGGCCUCCCCGGCUAUUAAACACUAGCCCCGACGCCGUUUCGUGGUACUUGACGUACUUGACCUCCUCUCUGUCUCUGUUUUGGUCGGUGUACUCGGUCCUCGUGCAGAUAUCACCUUUCCGAGUUUGGUUGGACCAUCAAUGCCACUCCAACUCCAUUGUCUUUGACUUUCUUGCGCAUCUGUUCCUGUCUCCCGUCGGCGAGCUAUCGGGACCUCGAAGUAUACCACCGGCUUCUGACGUCGAAAUCAAGUAUGCGAACGUGCAGUGUACUGCGUAUGCAAUGAGAUGAUGCAGACUGCCCUCCAUCAGCCCAUGGGGAUGACACUUUUAGCUGAUGCCGCUACAUCUUCGCUCACAGCUCUCAAAGGCUCCGCAUCUUCUGCUUUUUCUUCUACGUCUCAGAUAGUCCCUCCGGAGCCCGCGCGGACGGUCGUCGCGGUCUACACGCCGGGCCAGGAGGCCAUCGUUCAAGUUGUCGCGGACAUCCUCGGCAAGCCAUGGACAACGGAAACUUCGCUGUCGACGUUUGGUCGAGGAAGUAAUGCGGUCGUGGUGGGGUUUCUGGCCACUGAAGAUUCGAUCCGCGGUCUGGAAGUGGAUGACCAUACGGCCUGUAUUCUGGUCAACACGCAUUGUGUCGACGAUGGAUCGUUCCCGGACGAUGCGCUCACCGAUCGCUGCCAUUACGAGUUUCUCUACUCCCUCCGGAGUCCCUUCUUUCGCCGCGACCUCACGCGAUUCUUGUCGCUGAUUCUGGGCCAGACGCGGCCGCACGAGGACCUCAAGACUAAGAAUCGGACCAACUUUAUCUCGACUACAUUUCCGGACGUUCAUGCUGCCUUGCCUAACCUCGACAUCCUCUCCGUGGGGUCGGAUGCGGUUGAAAUCCGCGUGGACCUGCUGAUUGACCCCGAGCCGCCCCAAGGGGCGCCGGCGUCCGUCCCAAGCCUACGGUACGUUGGGCAGCAGUUGAUGUUGCUUCGGCAGCACACCGAGAUGCCAAUUAUCUUUACUACUCGAUGUACGAAGGAGAAUGGUAAGUUUCCGAUGGAGGACCCGCUGCUAUUCUACAAGUAUCUCCGUCGGGCGAUCCAGUGGGGGGUGGAGUACAUUGACGUCGAGCUGUGGCUGCCCGAGGACAUCCGGAGACGGCUGUCGGAGGUCAAAGGGAAUAGCAUCAUCAUGUCUGCCUUUCACGAUUUCUCGGGGACGUGGAGGUGGACGUCCGCCGAGGCGCCCCGGAUUUUUGCGGAGAGCGCCAAGUACGCCGACAUUGUCAAGAUGAUUGCCAUGGUCAAUACGAUCGAGGCCAACUACGAACUGGAGUACUUCCGGUCGACGAUCAAAGGGACCCACGGAUCCUACCCGCUCCUGUCGGCCGUCAACAUGGGUCAAAUGGGGCAGCUGUCCCGAGCCCUCAACACGGUGUUUUCGCCCAUCACGCAUCCCCUACUGCCGAUGAUUGCCGCGCCAGGGCAGCUGACAGCGGCCGAGAUCAACGAGGCGCUCCACAUCAUGGGCCAGCUGCCCAAACGAGACCUGUACGCGAUCGGAUCUUUCCGAUCGACCCCGCAGUCGAUGUUUAUGGAGAAAUGCUUCAACGAGCUCAGCCUGCCGCACACACUGACCUCGAUUGACCGCGGGCCCAUGGGGUCGAUUGAGCGGGUAAUCACUCAGCCGACCUUUGGCGGCGCGUCGGUCCACCCACCGAUCACCAGCGGGACGACGUCUAUUCCCACCAUCAGCGAGGCGGCCCAGGCGAUCGGGCUGGUCGAUACGAUUGUUGCGGUGCGCGGGUCCGGUGCGCAGCCGCAGUUGAUCGGGGAGAAUGCAGCGUGGAAGGGGAUCCGGGCGACCCUGACGCGGGACUACGUGCCGUCGGCGUACCGGGGCCGGGCGGCCAUCAUUCUGGCGGGGAGCGAGAGCGAAGCGUCGGCGACGAUCUUUGCGCUGCGCAGCUUGGGAGUGGGUGCGAUCCACACGGUCGGAUUCCGGGCGCGCGGGCCGCUGGCGGAAGGGCUGGAGCCAUUCACGUCGAUCCAGUCGGUGAAGAUGGUGGAGCAGCCGUUCGUGAUGGUGUCGGCGCUCCCGCCCGAGAAGUCGCUGCUGGUGCAGCCGUUACUGCGACACUACCGGACGAGUGGGCGAGCAUCGCCGCCGUCGACUCGUGGGAAGGUGUACCUCGACCUGACGCGCGGGGAGCGCACCGGAGAUCCGGUCGGGGUUGCGGAGCGGGCGGGCUGGACGGCUUAUGGGAUCGAGGAUGUCGAUGCGUGGACGACGGUGGAGACGCUGCGACUGCUGGUGGGACAGAACGUGCCAUUUGAUUUUGUGCGGAUGGCGUCGGGGCGGGUGUUUUGAGAUGUAUAGAUAGGAUAUGAAUCUGGAAUGACAUGACUCUUGACCUUUAGAUGUAUGCUGCUGGGGAUGUUGAAUUGACCAUGAGUCCGUG